CGCCAUCCAGCGGCGCGGACAAGCGCUACAGCAGCUCCAGGGAGCGCCGCAUCUGCACCCGCGGGGCGGCGACAGCUGAGCACAUGCACUCUCAAAACUUCGCUGCCAUUCUCACCAUGUAGCCGCAAGCUCAAGGAAAACCUAGAAUGUCAGCGUGGAAGAAGGUACGUUCAGCAGACUGUGCAUGCUUGUUUCUUGAAACGUGCAGAAGAAAACUAAAGUCUACUCUACUCUACGAGCCUGUGUGUAGCGGCGCGCGGGAUGCAGAGCUCGGCAUUACAUCACUCACCUGCCGAGAGAAGGCAUGCUGUGAGGGGUACCGUCAUCAUCAUCAUCAUCACUGUCAUAAUCAUCACACACCUUUGUGCCAAUAUUAUUUGCAGAUGCAUUUGUAUCAGCUAGAUUCAUGGUCUCCACCGCCGUACUUCGAUGAAGACAGCUACCCCUCCCCUCCCAGGAAUAUGAAAGGUUUAUCAAGCGGUCGUCCUCAGCUCACCUUCACAUCAGGACACACCUGUGGGCUGCCAGACUGCGAUCAGUCCCUCGACCCCUUGCAGCAUGUCGGCCACGAUUCCCGCUCUCCCUACCUGCUCAGUCCGACCGAGAGCUGCCCUCUGGAUCCACACCGCUGCUCGCCCCGCAGCUCCAUCCACUCCGAGUGCAUGGUAAUGCCCGUUUCUAUGGCAUCUGACCACGUUUCCAGCAGCACCUUUCCCAGAAUGCACUACAGUUCACACCACGACGGCUCGAGAGACGACGGCUCCGCUUCUCACGGUGGCGGCGGCAGUGGAGGGGUCAGUGUUGGCGGUGGGGGUGGCGGGUCUGGGAAGAUGAAUCGUAUUCCCGCGAACCUACUAGACCAGUUCGAGAAGCAGUUGCCGAUUCACAGAGAUGGUUUUCACACGCUGCAGUACCAGCGCACGUCCGCAACCACCACAAGCAGCGAGCAGCGCAACGAGAGUCCCGGGCGCAUCCGCCACCUGGUGCACUCCGUCCAGAAGCUCUUCACCAAAUCUCACUCGCUCGAGGGGUCGUCCAAGAUGAACGGCACCAAGGGAGACUCUCGCUCAGACAGCGGACACCACCACCACCACCAUCACGGACACCACCAUGGGAACCACAAACACAGCAAACGGAGUAAGAGCAAGGAACGCAAGUCAGACUCCAAGCAACGCUCAGGGAUAGCAGGCUGGUGGAGUUCUGACGACAACCUGGACAGCGACAGCACCUACCGGACUCCCAGCAUCAUGAGCCGCCACCAUGGAGAUCAUAUCACUCACUGUUACCCGGACACAGGCCAUGGCCACUUUGGUGAGCUUUCGCUCAAGACCUCCAAGAGCAACAACGACGUGAAAUGUUCGGCAUGCGAGAGCAUUGCUAUGGCCCCUGAGGGCAAAUUUAUGAAGCGCAGCUCCUGGUCGACACUGACUGUCAGUCAAGCUAAAGAAGCCUACCGCAAAUCUUCCCUCAACCUGGAGAAACCGACCAUGCCUCAAGAUCUGAAGUCCUCCAUGAGGCCUUGUCAUUAUUUGCAGGUCCCUCAGGAUGAAUGGGGAGGGAGAGAUGAGGAGAUCCCAUGCAGAAGGAUGCGGAGCAGCAGUUACGUUAAAGCCAUGGGUGACCAGGACAGUGGAGACUCUGACGGCAGCCCUAAAAACUCCCCACAGAAAAGCAUGCGACCCGAAGCUCUUGUCAAAUCCGUGCUGCAGAGACAACUUUCAGACCAGAGCUCAUACCGUUUGGACAAGUCAAGCCGGGACAUGGUCAAAUACCUCACCAAUAUCACCGCAGAUUUAAGUCAAAGCUACCAUCUUCAUACCUCUAGGGAAAUCCAUCCCAGCAUCACACUGGAACCGUCUCCCAACUACAGCUCGCCGAAGUUCCGCUCCAGGAACCAGAGCUACAUGAGAGCGGUCAGCACCCUGAGCCAGGCCAGCUGCGUCAGCCAGGUCAGCCAGGUGAGUGAGACCGAGGUUAAUGGCCAAUUUGAGUCGGUGUGUGAAUCCGUGUUCAGCGAGGUGGAGUCUCAGGCCAUGGAUGCUUUGGACCUGCCGGGCUGCUUUAGAACACGCAGCCACAGUUACCUACGAGCCAUCCAGGCCGGAUUCUCACAGGACGAUGACUGCGUCCCCUCCAUGACAUCUUCCACUGUCACCUCCACCAUCAGGUCCACCACAGGAAUUCAGUUCCAUCUCCCUUCUUCAGGCAGUGUGGACCGUCCUUCCCAACAAACACCAGCAGUCACCUACACACCCAGUACACCCACCUAUAAGAGGACCCCUCCACCCGUGCCCCCUCGUUCCACCUCCAAACCCCUCAUCUCCAUCACAGCACAGAGCAGCACAGAGUCCACGCAGGAUGCCUACCAUGAGGGACAGCUGGCCAGAGGCAUCUGGGGUUCUGAUGGGUUGAGUCUGAGUUUGGGUCGAGCACUUUAUAACUCCACUGACAGUUUGGACAGUGCCAAAGCCGUCACUAUCGCCAUGGAAGCGGCUGCCAUGGCGAUGGCAGGAAAGAGACACCCCUCCACAGACAGCCAUAGCUCAGUAAUGACCUGUGAUAAAGCUGUGUUGGUGUCCAAAGCAGAAGAGUACCUAAAAACACCAAGGUCCUCAAUAGGAAUACAGGUGGAAGCAGCGACUGAUUCAGAGUGUGAAAGCAAAGGCUCUCGAGAGUAUCAGUCUGUUGGGAUUCAAGUGGAAGACGAGAGACGACAGGGCCGGUUUAAGCGGUCCAACAGUGUCACGGCCGCCGUUCAGGCUGAUCUGGAGUUGGAGGGUUUUCCUUUAAUGGAGGACAAAGGACUUCAGUUUGGAGGAGGUUUCCAUCGUCACAGUGAGCCCAGCACCCCUACGCAGUAUGGCGCCGUUCGGACCGUCCGCACCCAGGGUCUCUUCAGCUACCGUGAGGACUACCGCACCGCAACGGAGCCCCCGAGUCCCCAGCGCAGCCCCGAGCCCUGGCUGGAGCCCUCGCCGCGGGAACCCAUCGCCACCGUGGCGGUUACAGUGACGCCACCCCAACCAACAGAUUCGGGAAGAGCGUCGCCCUCUUGCAGGAGGGACGGAAGCUGGUUCAUGCAAUUGCUGCACACAGAGACGAAAAAGAUGGAGGGAUGGUGCAAAGAGCUGGAGGGAGAGGCGGAAGAGAAUGAUCUGUCAGAAGAAAUCCUAGGCAAGAUCCGGAGUGCUGUAGGAAGCGCACAGCUCCUGAUGUCCCAGAAAUUCCAGCAAUUUUAUUGGCUUUGCCAGCAGAACCUAGACCCCAGUGCCAUGCCUCGGCCCACCUCUCAGGACCUGGCCGGGUUCUGGGACCUGCUGCAGCUGUCCAUCGAUGAUGUUACCUCCAAAUUCAAUGAGUUGCAAAAGAUUAAAUCCAACGAUUGGAGGCUUAUUGAAAGUCCUGUAAAGAAGCUCCCGCCACCAGUACCAAAGAAGACGUUGCGUAAGAGUGUGACGAGGGAAAAAUCUCUGGAUCUCCCUGACCGUCAGAGACAGGAGGCACGACGGCGCCUCAUGGCGGCCAAACGCGCAGCUUCAUUCCGCCAAAACUCAGCAUCGGAGCGGGCCGACAGCAUCGAGAUCUAUAUACCAGAGGCCCAAACGCGGCUCUGAGAGUCACAGGGACACACCUUUAUCACACCAUCACCAUCAUCACUCUCAGUGCCAGAGCCAGUUCAAAAUACAUUCAUCAAAUGAAUCAUCAGAAACAAGAGUUUCAUUCCUGUCAAAAGGGUUUUGUACCUUUCAGAACUGCCUGCAACAUCCAUAUGAAGUUUUCCCUGCUUAGGGAGAGACACUUCACCAAAAUUGCACAACAUAUCGCAAUUGUAGACCCACAUGACAAUGACGUUGCCUGACGAAGCAAAACUUUACAUAUAAGCUUUAAUCACAGCCAAUCUGAUGAUCCCUCUGUGAGUGUCUUUCUGACAUCCAUUUAGCACUUUCAAAAUUGAAAAAUUUCAAGAAUUCAUUUGUUUUCAUUAAAUUAAGAAACCUGAGGAAAAGUCUUUAGUUCCGGUUCCAUCUGGUUCCAUUCGUUCAAGUUCUGUAGCUUUGUAUUUUCGUUCUUACAUUUCAUUUCUCUCUCUCGCUCUCUCUUUUCAUCUUUGUAUUUCUGUUGUUCUCUCUCUCCGUCUCUCUCCAGUGAAGUUCAUAGUAUUUUUCUCAUGAACUCUCUUGUGAGCAUUUAUGUAAGUGCCAGUGCUGAAAUACCUCAAUCAUACAUUUUAGACCGAAGCCGUUGGCCAGAGCGGACAGUCACAGCCUUUUAAAAAAAACGUUGUUGAUCGGGAAAAUUUAAAUCUCAGCCUGAGGGUUUACAUUGCCGGAUUGAAGAUCAGUUUUUAUUAUUCACCUACUUACUGAUAUCAAAUAUAGAGCUGUCACACUACUUCAUACUUGAUCUUUAUGGUUUAUGUCAUUUGAAUUUCUGUAGGUUUUUGGGUGCAAUUGCUUAAAACCUAAAUUUAACAAUGUGAAGGUUCACAAAUGCAUUUUUGCACUUUCUUCUUCUAAAUGUAUGUUUGUAUGUAUUUCCAAGGGAAAUGAAGUUCUAAAAGAUAUUGUUGCAGUUGAAUUGCAAGGUUUUGUGUGAUUAUUGAUUUAUCAUUUCAUGUUUCUGAAUGUUUCAUCCCUUCAGCCUCAUAGUCAUUCAUCAGUUUGUAUUUAUUUUUAUUGAACCAUUUUCCACUCCAUCUGCUGUUAUCAAGCAUCUGGCCCAUGUUCUUUGCAAAAAAAACCUGCCUUUAAUGUCUUUUCUGUGUAUCUUGACAAAGAAAAUCAAUGAUUUUGUCUCGACUGAAAGGAGACAUCGGGUGUUCCUGUUAUUAUCAAGAUGACUUGGCGGAUGGUGAUAGAUGUUUUAUCUGUAAGACUGCAUGCAGUCCACAUAUCACACAUCUGUGAGAACGUGCAGAAUGAUUUAACUGUAUAAUCAAAGUAGAACUGUUCUUGAGUCUAUUUGAUGGCGUUUGUCCUACAGGCGACUGCAGUACACAGGAUGGUUGAUUAUAUUAGAAUAUCAAAACCAAAAAAGCCAAUGUUGCUUUGGAUUGUUAUACAAUCAUUGAAUUUAUUGGCUUCGUUCUGAAUAAAUUACUAAAGAGACCCCUUUCUGUUCCUGAGAGAGAUUUCAGCUUAAACACGCUCUAACAGUUUGAUGUUCUGUUAAUACGAAGCAUAAAUGCAUGACCACUUAUGGUUCCCUCUUAGUGACUCAGUGUCACUGCCGACAGCCUCAAAAACUUUCACAAAUACCAUAUUAUUUAAAAAUGCCAUAUUUUACCCACUAUGUAUCAUUACAGUCAUCCUCUGUCUAUCAUACAAGGUUACAUUUCAUUUCAAAAGUCAAACUAUUUCCCCUCUUGAGACGGCCCUGUUUUUGCUACUGCGUCAUAGAAGGAGAGAGGAGGCCAGAGAUUAGAGGAGAUUAGUUUUAUCACUUCCACUCGACUUCCUUGUAGCUUUAUAUUCUCAAUUUCCUUUGCGAGAUGACCUUGAGAAGAGCUUGUCGUUGGAAGCAAAUAUUUUCUUUUAAUUUCCCUGUGCUCUGUUUUUUUUUUCUUUUUUCGCUUAAGUCAUUGUUCAAACACAAUUACAGCAUUUCAUCUAUGAGAGGCUUGUAAUCGAUGAAACUGGUUUCAGGCUAGAGGAAAUUUCGGGAGUAUUUUCUCAAAACACAAGCCAAAACACAGCAUUUCUGCUGUAAAUUGCGCCUAAAGCCACAAUACAGUGUUCUAGCUCUCAUUUCACACCAACAGAAGUUUUGAUGGAUUAUUUUCUUAAUCAUUAUUUGUAACAAGUUCUGGGCAAUUUACAGCUUUGUAGUGUGAGUCGUGGCCCUCAGGCUUUACAGAAAUCCACAGGUCAUUACUUUACACUCUCCUGGCCUUACAAACUAGUCAAGACUGUUUAAAAAUACACACUAAACUGAUGGGUAACAUUUUACAAAAAGGUCUCAUUUGUUAACAUUAGUUAAUGCAU
Molecule: messenger RNA, 5984 nt
Organism: Onychostoma macrolepis
Lineage: Eukaryota; Metazoa; Chordata; Actinopteri; Cypriniformes; Cyprinidae
Gene: dlgap2a
Product: discs, large (Drosophila) homolog-associated protein 2a
Exons: 15
Coding region: 147-3614 (1155 amino acids)
Biological process (GO): signaling
Cellular component (GO): glutamatergic synapse; postsynaptic specialization
Molecular function (GO): molecular adaptor activity
Source: RefSeq, a predicted model, not a curated record